CUACGAAUUGCCCCAAAAACAGAAGACGAAAGCAAAGCAAAGCGAAGCGAAGCGAUUGUCUUUUUCACACCUACAUUCAAUCGGCGGCUAUAAACUCUCCAAAACUCGCCGCUUUUCUUCUCUCUCUACAGAAACCCUAAUUUACUCUCUCUCCUCACUCCACCUCUCUAUCUAUACAUACCUAUAUAUAUAUAUAUGCAUAUAGCAGUUUCAGGUCUGAGCUUGAAGAACGUAGCAAUGGAGGAUGCAGUGGAGCAAAAGCACAAACAGCUUAAGUUCGCUAUAGCCUCUGUCUCUCCGCUCUCUUCGUCUUCUUCUUCAGUGGAUUCUGCCUCGCCAGUUGUUGCUCGAUUCAGCUUCGAUUCUGAGGCUGCGGAACUUCAAUUUUACCGAGAAUCGGAAUCGAAUGAGGCUAUUCACAUCGAUCUUAGAGCUGCUCAGCUUUUCAAGUUGAGCCCUGUUGUAUCGGUAUGCAUAUCAGAAGGUUCCGAAACCAGUGAAGAGAAAUCCUAUUCAAGGGGAGUCACCAUUAAAUUUAGAAAGGUGGAGGAAAGUACAGCCUUCCAUUGCGCAUUUGAGCAAUGGAAGAAGGAAGAACUUGUUCAAGGAUCAUGUUUACAAAAUGGAACAUUAUCAGCUUCUAAAAGCAAGUUUGAUGACAAGAUAGAGGCAUCUUCUGCCAAAAUGUAUUUUCAUUACUAUGGACAGUUGCUACAUCAGCAAAAUAUGCUACAGGAUUAUGUGAGGACAGGAACUUAUUAUGCUGCAGUCAUUGAGAAUCGUGCAGACUUUGUUGGUCGUGUGGUUGUGGAUGUUGGUGCUGGUAGCGGUAUUCUGUCAUUAUUUGCUGCUCAGGCCGGUGCCAAACAUGUUUAUGCGGUGGAGGCAUCUGAAAUGGCAGAAUAUGCCCGCAAACUUAUUGCUGGGAACCCAUUUCUUGGUCAAAGAAUUACUGUAAUCAAGGGUAAAGUUGAAGACGUUGAAUUGCCAGAGAAGGCAGAUAUUCUGAUCUCUGAGCCAAUGGGUACGUUGUUAGUCAAUGAAAGAAUGCUGGAGACUUAUGUAAUUGCAAGGGAUCGGUUCCUCGUUCCUAAUGGAAAGAUGUUUCCUACAAAUGGAAGAAUACAUAUGGCACCAUUCAGUGAUGAAUAUUUGUAUGUUGAAAUUGCAAAUAAGUCCCUCUUUUGGCAACAACAAAAUUAUUAUGGGGUUGAUCUAACACCCUUAUAUGGAUCUGCAUUCCAAGGAUACUUUUCUCAGCCUGUGGUGGAUGCUUUUGAUCCUAGGGUGUUGGUGGCUCCUGCAAUAUCUCAUGUGAUAAACUUCACUUCUAUAAAGGAAGAAGAGUUAUAUGAAAUUGAUGUCCCAUUGAAAUUCACAGCCUCUGUGGGUGCUAGAAUUCAUGGGUUGGCAUGCUGGUUCGAUGUACUGUUUAAUGGGAGCACUGUACAAAGGUGGCUUUCCACAGCUCCCGGUGCACCUACGACCCAUUGGUAUCAGCUUCGUUGUGUUCUCUUGCAGCCACUUUAUGUCAUGCCAGGACAAGAAAUUACUGGCCGACUCCGCAUGGUUGCACACAAUGCUCAGAGUUAUACUAUUUAUCUAACACUGUCAGCUAAAAUGUGGGGCCCGGGUGCUGAACAAGGAGGAAUACUUCAGACAUCGUCCUGCAAAUUUGAUCUUAAAGAGCCCUAUUACCGAAUGUCUCAACCACAAGCCUAUUCAAUGGCCCAAGAUCAGCCAACAACACAUCAUCUAAUAAAUACACAGGAUAUACAAAUACAAUCUCAAGAUGAAGAUGGAUCUGAGUUCAUGCUGCAUCCAUCUCAAAAUUCGGAUGCUGACCUCCAUUGAGUUGCUGGAAGGGGGGAAAAAAGCGUGCCAGUUGUGGUGGUGUGCGAUGAAGUUUCCAGAGUCUUUAAUGCUUUACUACCAAAGACCAAGGGGAUUUGCAUCAACACCCCUAGUUCAAUCACCCUUUUCUUCCCCCACCACCAUUGAUCUGUAAAUUAGAUCAAAAUUUGAUUGAACUAUUUAUCGUUUGAAAUGGCUGUGCCAUGAUCCUGUAGAAUUUCAAAGUUUGAUCUGUUAAAUAAUCAAUUUGGCUCGGUGCAAAUUGUGUUAUAUUGGUAAAUCAGGCCUGAUUUAACUACUAAAUUCUCAGGUUUGUGAAAGAAAAUUGAGAAAAUUUUAAGUAGGUUCUAGUUCUACUUGCACUGUUAAAGAGUGUCGGACCCUUUUGUGUAAUUGUUUUUCAUGCAAAAAUAUUCCGUGUUUGGAUUGUGAAUUUGUGAAAAGAAAGGUGACUUAACA
Messenger RNA from Camellia sinensis, 2313 nucleotides. RefSeq names its product putative histone-arginine methyltransferase 1.3. NCBI's taxonomy places the organism in Eukaryota, Viridiplantae, Streptophyta, Magnoliopsida, Ericales, Theaceae. The record is from RefSeq and is a predicted model, not a curated record. Gene Ontology annotation, molecular function: histone H3R2 methyltransferase activity. Gene Ontology annotation, biological process: chromatin remodeling; peptidyl-arginine methylation, to asymmetrical-dimethyl arginine.